AAACGAUGAUUAUGAUAAGUUACUUUCCUUAUUCCUCAGUGUUGUUGUUAGCUAUCGGGCUAACCGUUGAGUUAAUCGAGGCGGGUGUCGCCCAGCAUCUGACAAACAUCGUUUAUUUAUUUCACAGAGAUUAACAGAUUGAAGUAAACGUUAUUAACUUUAACAUGCAGCGUGUUGUAAAUUAUUGCUCAUUCGGUUAAUAAUUCUUCAUUUAGAUAAUUAAAAGUGUCCGAUGGGUCGAGGAAAUAUCAGCCUCAAGAUGACUGGAGAUACUGAUCUUGAAAUUGAAGAGGCUUUCCGGCGGGCACAGAAGGCUCAUAAUAACAAGGCCAAACUGGUUGCCAGUUUGAAGAACAGAUAUGUUAAGUUGGAGGAUAAGACUGAAUUUCAUGAGGAGUUCAUCCGCUGUCUGAAGUAUGCCAUGAUCAUUUACACCCGGGAGCCAGCUGUGGAGAACGUCAUUGAUUUUGUCACAAAGUUUGCUGCUGCUUUUGAAACGCCUGUUAAUGAGGAGGCUGAAGAGGAAGAGGAGGAGGAAGAUGACAAUGAAUUUUUGAACUUCCUUUUUACCUUCCUGCUGGAGUCUCAUGUUGCAAACAGUCAUGCGGUCCGCUUUCGUGUGUGCCAGCUGGUGAAUAAGUUGCUGGGUAGUCUGAGUGAAAACGCUCAGAUAGAUGAUGAUCUGUGUGAUAGGAUACAUGAAGCUAUGCUGGUCAGAGUCACAGACAAAUACCCUAAUGUCAGGAUACAAGCAGCACUGGCAAUGGCUCGACUUCAAGAUCCCAGUAACCCUGACUGCCCGACUAUUAAAGCAUAUUUGUUGCUUUUGGAAAAUGACUCAAACCCUGAGGUUCGACGAGCUGUGCUGUCUUGCAUCGCUCCCUCGGCUUCAACACUCCCUAAAAUCUACAAGCGCACCAGGGACGUCAAAGAGAAAGUCAGGAAACUUGCGUAUCAGGUGCUUGCAGAAAAAGUGCAUCUUCGAGCUUUGACCAUUGCUCAGAGAGUUAGUCUACUGCAUGAAGGCCUCAGUGACUCUGCAGACUCUGUGAAAGAAGUUGUUAAAACCCAUUUGCUGCCCGCAUGGCUUCGCUUGGUGCAAGGAGAUGUGUUACAGCUGUUGCACAGACUGGAUGUAGAGAACUGUGCCGAAACUGCAGUGACCACCCUGCAUGCCAUCUUCUCCAUGGCAACAAGUUCUGAUGAUCUCUUGAAAAAUGCUGCUGGGUUGGAUGAGAGGAAACUAAUUCCUGUGGAUUCGCUUACGUGUGAAAAUGUGUUGUACUGGAGAGCAUUGUGUGAGUUUGUCAAAAGUAAAGGAGAUGAGGGAGAGGAAAUACUGGAGCAAUUACUGCCUGAAGCAGCCAUAUAUGCAGAAUAUUUGUACAGUUUUCUGAAGAGCAUUUCUGAGCUGUCUGAAGAGCAGAGAGCUGAUAUGACACAGCUUGAGAUAGUGAUGACCCAGCAGUUUGUUGGACAGCAGUUGAUUCUGCUAGUAGGGUGUUUGGACACUUCUGAAGAGGGUGGCAGGAAGCGCAUGGUGGCAGUACUACAAGACAUUCUUGUGCUGCCCAACACGCCCAUCUCUCUGAUUGGUCUGCUGGUUGAAAAACUGACUGGCAUUCUACGAGACGACACGCAGAAAAUUCAAGUGGUUGCUGAAAUAAUCUCUGAUGUGAGAGAGCCCAUCCUGCCCAUUGCUGAACCUGUGGAUGAGAAUGAAAAACGCAGGAAACAAGUCAGACUAGCUGAGGUGCGAGUGCAGAUAAUGGAGGCAAAGCAGAGUCUAGAAGAGUGCAUCAGCUGUCAGGACUUCAGUCAUGCAGCUGAGCUGAAGGAUACGAUCUCUCAACUGGAGGAGCUCAAGAACCAGCUCGCCCUGGAGGCCUCACAGUCUGCUGAUAAUAUUAAGGAGCAGCGUGUGGAAAAGAGUGAUCCAGAGACUCUGUUGAAAUGUCUGACGAUGUGUGCCGAGUUAUUCAAGCAAAUGAACAUCAAGAGAGGAAUCUGCCCUACCAUGAAUGCUCUGAUAGAGUCACUGAUUUUGCCAAGUGUGUCAAAUCCCAACCCUGCUGUCCGUAACAUGGCGAUCAUCUGCCUGGGAACCGCUGCGCUACACAGCAAAGACCUUGCCAACACGCACCUUGUGCUGCUCUUGCAGAUCACACAGCUAGAUGAACCUAAAAUCAGGAUCAGUGCUCUCCGCGCUCUGAUCGAUCAGCUUUUGCUCAACGGCCUCAACAUCCUGCAAGACAAGCCGGCCCCUCCUGUCUCCCAAUCACCUGACUCACCAGACAUCAGUAAUGGAAACUCUAACCAAUUAGCUAAGGAUGAGGAGGAGAGUACCGUCCAGAGCAUUCUGAAGAUGCUCUCAGAAUUCCUUGAUAGCGAGAUCUGUGAACUCCGCACUGAAACGGCAGAGGGUCUGGCCAAGCUUAUGUACUGCGGCAGAAUCGUAAGUCCGAAGCUUCUCUCCCGUCUUUUGCUGCUGUGGUACAAUCCUGUAACCGAGGACGACCAAAGACUACGCCAUUGCCUAGGGGUGUUCUUACAGCUCUAUGCCCGGGCGAGCAGAGCAAAUCAAGAGUGUGUGGAGGAGAGCUUCCUGCUGACCAUGAGGACACUGUUUAAUGCUCCUGUGACCUCUCCUUUGUCUGAGGUGGACACGUCCAACGUAGCUGAGCUUUUUGUUGAGUUAACACGACCCAGUGCUCUUGUACAACCUGCUGCUGUACAGGGGGCAUCUGUUCAUGAUUCCCUGGCAGUGCGUGUUUGUAAUGAGAUCUUGAGGGAUGUCACCGCUCCUGAGGUGCGUCUCUAUUGUAAGACACUCAGCUGGUUGGAGAUCACCACUGAACCAGGACCUGCCAAUGAUGAAUUGCAACUCUUAUUAAAAGACAUUUUACAGGAGGUCAAAGAUAAAUACUGUAUAAGGGUUAUCGAGAAACUGCGUAACCAGCUCAAUGGAGAUCGUUCUGCUAAAUCAGCCAGUAACCAGGACACAACUUUGAUUUCCCUGGAUGACAACACGGAAGAGGCUGUGAACAAAGAUGAGACCAAACCUAAACGUGCCAAAAGAGGCCCGAAAAAAGCAUCCACUGCAAAACAUGGAAGGAAAGCCAGUAAAGCAGACGUGUCCUCUGAUGAAAGUGAUGAAGAGAAUGUUCCUGAAGUCCCUCCAUCAGUGCGACCAAGUCGACGUGCCAAGAUGGCUGCUUUGGAUAAAACCAAACAGGAUCUGACUGCUCUCAUGAACCAAGAGGCCAAUGGUUCUUAAGUCAAUUCAUGAAUUCUAGAUUUAAAAAUAUGCUUUUUGCCUUCUCUAUCUUAUGGAUGCUACAUUGUAAAAGUCAGCAGUCUAGUAUAAAAACGAUUGGUCCUCAUAAUGAAUUUCUUUUUGCAAUCUUAAUUGUUUUUUAACACUUGAGCUAACAGUAUCAAGGUCUUUUGUUAAUAAAUCUGUGUAGUUGUUUUAAUCUUUUGUGGUACUAAUUUUAAAAUGCAAACAUAGCUCCCUGAAGAGCUUUCAUGUGUAUUAUUUUUAUAUAUCACACAUUAAAAUGUAUUGCAGUUUUCGAUUGGAAUAACAAAAACAACC
This is a messenger RNA of Misgurnus anguillicaudatus (oriental weatherfish), 3598 nucleotides long. It is a transcript of the gene ncapg, whose product is annotated as non-SMC condensin I complex, subunit G. The record is from RefSeq and is a predicted model, not a curated record. Gene Ontology annotation, biological process: mitotic chromosome condensation. Lineage: Eukaryota; Metazoa; Chordata; Actinopteri; Cypriniformes; Cobitidae. Gene Ontology annotation, cellular component: condensin complex; cytoplasm; condensed chromosome.